Messenger RNA from Marmota flaviventris (yellow-bellied marmot), 1914 nucleotides. It is a transcript of the gene Kcng1, whose product is annotated as potassium voltage-gated channel modifier subfamily G member 1. Gene Ontology annotation, molecular function: protein binding; delayed rectifier potassium channel activity. Gene Ontology annotation, cellular component: membrane; voltage-gated potassium channel complex. NCBI's taxonomy places the organism in Eukaryota, Metazoa, Chordata, Mammalia, Rodentia, Sciuridae. The record is from RefSeq and is a predicted model, not a curated record. Gene Ontology annotation, biological process: potassium ion transmembrane transport; action potential; protein homooligomerization.
CCCUCGGCGGCCGCAGCGCCGCGCUCCCGGCGCACUCGGAGCCCGGCGGGGACCAGGAGGCGGAGGCGGGGUGGCCCUGGGUCCGAGAGCAGGAGUCGAGCCGGGCCCCGGGGCCGAAGUUUGGCCGCGGCUCCGGGAGGCAGAGCGGGCGCCCCCGGCGGCCUCCAGCCCCCUUUCGCAUCCUCGUCCCGAGCCCGCUGGCACCGGGGACGGCAGCCGUGACCCGGCCAACUCCAAGGCGGGGACGCCGCGACGGGAACUUGAGGCCCUAGAGGGAUGUGAAGGCCCAAAAUGACCCUGCUCCCGGGAGACAAUUCUGAUUACGACUACAGCGCCCUGAGCUGCACCUCGGACGCCUCCUUCCACCCGGCCUUCUUCCCGCAGAGCCAGUCCCUCAAGGGCGUGUUCUACCGGCGCGCCCAGCGGCUGCGGCCGCAGGAUGGCCCCUGCCCGGGCAGCCCCGCGGGGGACCGCCGCCGCCGGAUCAUCAUCAACGUGGGCGGCAUCAAGUACUCGCUGCCCUGGACCACGCUGGACGAGUUCCCGCUGACGCGGCUGGGCCAGCUCAAGGCCUGCACCAACUUCGACGACAUCCUCAACGUGUGCGACGACUACGACGUGACCUGCAACGAGUUCUUCUUCGACCGUAACCCGGGGGCCUUCGGCACCAUCCUCACCUUCCUGCGGGCGGGCAAGCUGCGGCUGCUGCGGGAGAUGUGCGCGCUCUCCUUCCAGGAGGAGCUGCUGUACUGGGGCAUCGCCGAGGACCACCUCGACGGCUGCUGCCGCCGCCGCUACCUGCAGAAGAUCGAGGAGUUCGCCGAGAUGGUGGAGCAGGAGGACGAGGAGGACCCGCUGGACAGCGAGGGCCGCGACAGCGAGGGCCCCGCCAGGGCCGAGGGCCGCCUGGGCCGCUGCAUGCGGAGACUGCGCGACAUGGUGGAGAGGCCCCACUCGGGGCUGCCCGGCAAGGUGUUCGCCUGCCUGUCGGUGCUGUUUGUCACCGUCACCGCGGUCAACCUCUCCGUCAGCACCUUGCCCAGCCUGAGGGAGGAGGAGGAGCAGGGCCAGUGCUCCCAGAUGUGCCGCAACGUCUUCAUCGUGGAGUCGGUGUGCGUGGGCUGGUUCUCCCUCGAGUUCCUCUUGCGGUUCAUCCAGGCGCCCAGCAAGUUCGCCUUCCUGCGCAGCCCGCUGACACUCAUCGACCUGGUGGCCAUCCUGCCCUACUACGUCACGCUGCUGGUGGACGGCGCGGCCUCGGGCCGCCGCAAGCCGGGCGCCAGCAACAGCUACCUGGACAAGGUGGGGCUGGUGCUGCGCGUGCUGCGGGCGCUGCGCAUCCUGUACGUGAUGCGCCUGGCGCGCCACUCGCUGGGGCUGCAGACGCUGGGGCUCACGGCCCGCCGCUGCACCCGCGAGUUCGGGCUGCUGCUGCUCUUCCUGUGCGUGGCCAUCGCCCUCUUCGCCCCGCUCCUCUAUGUCAUCGAGAACGAGAUGGCCGACAGCCCCGAGUUCACCAGCAUCCCCGCCUGCUACUGGUGGGCGGUCAUCACCAUGACGACUGUGGGCUACGGAGACAUGGUGCCCAGGAGCACCCCCGGCCAGGUGGUGGCGCUGAGCAGCAUCCUCAGCGGCAUCCUGCUCAUGGCCUUCCCGGUGACGUCCAUCUUCCACACCUUCUCCCGCUCCUACCUGGAGCUCAAGCAGGAGCAGGAGAGGGUGAUGUUCCGCAGGGCCCAGUUCCUCAUCAAGACCAAGUCGCAGCUGAGCGGCAUGUCCCAGGACAGUGACAUCUUGUUCGGAAGUGCCUCCUCGGACACCAGAGACAACAACUGAGCCCAGAGGACACCCUGCCCUGCCUGCCAUCGCACCUCCGCACUCCAGCCAUCCACCGCAGAAGCCUCCAGAGAGACA